CUCACACACUGGUUGAAAGCAGCAGGCAGGCUGGCGUUCAGGGCUCGUCCACUUCAAGGCUAGUUUCUACAAAUUCUUAAGAUUCCCUGGUUUAGAACUUAACAAGAGCUUCCGGUUCUGUCCAGUGUUUAAAAGAGGCUGAGGUAGACCCUGGGGAACGUGAUUCUGUGUGCGAGCUGCCAACAGAAUUUGUAGAAACUGUUAGACCAAGGCCCCAGGGGUCUUCACCAGUAUAUGACUAUUCAUUAGCAGACGAACACAAGGGAAAGAGGGUGCUGGGGGAGAUGCCACAUGAGGAAUUUGAUGACAUCACAGACCAGAAGAAAGAUUUAGAAAUUUUGUCAAAGAAACAAUUAUCUGCAAACAUGAGUCACAAAAUGGAAGAAAAGGAAAAGGAUAUUGUAGAAGUGUUUGUGAACACAGAAGCUGAAGUAGGUGCAACUGGUUUCAGUGUUAAAAGGGGAGAAAAAGAGGGCAUAUUUAUUAAACAUGUUCUGAAGGAGUCUCCUGCAGCAAAACAGCUAAGAAUGAGAGAAGGUGACCAACUUAUCAGUGCUACAAUUUAUUUUGAUACUGUCAAAUAUGAGGACGCACUCAAGAUUUUGCAGUACUCAGAACCAUACAAAAUGAAAUACUGCCUGAAACGAACAAUAUAUAACACAAUAGGAUCAGAGGCAGCUGAAGUAAAAGGAAGUAAACCUAUUGUGGGAGCAGAAGAAGAGUUUUUUUCAACACUUUAUGGAAAUAAAACUAAAAUAACAAGAGAUGGUUCUGAAGAAAUGAGCACACCAACAGAAGCUCAACUGCAAGAAGCAACACAGAAGGGACGGGCAAAGGCGGCUGACGUGCCUGAUGUAACAUUUUCUUGCCCCAAGUUUCUAGCUUUCAAAAAAUCAAAGACAUACAGACUGGACAGAUCACACAGCCUAUCAGAAACAGAAGAACGUGAACAACACGAUGUUACUGCAACAAGCACAGAUAUAGAGUCCCAUUUAAAAACAACAGAAACUACUGAAAAAGUGAAAAAACGUAGAAGAAAAAUAAAACUUCCACAUAUUGGUGCAGGAGGAAUAAAAAUGGGGAAAACAGAAGACUCUGAGCAGGAAAGACCAGAACCUUCAUCAGGCAGCAAGGAAUUUUCUCCUUUGAAAUAUGAGAAAUUCAAUAUCCAUGCUGACAGAGUCGCACAAACCACAAAUGGCACUGCAACAACAGCAAUAAAGCGAUCUGAUCGAAAGCUGGAGAAUCAAAGCAGUGCAAUGGAAUCAGACAAUAUUAACAGAGAAUCCAAACUGAAAAUGCCAAAACUGAAAAUAGCAAAAUUUAUCCUUUCAGAACCAAUUGAACCCAUAUUUGACAUUGGAACAAAAUUACCAGACGAACAAUGUCAUUUGCAAACAUCAGAUACAAACAUGGAACAGCACAAAAUUCAAACUGAUGAUUCAAAAAGGGACAAUAACACACUAUCAGCUAUUCUGACCACGGCUUCAGAUAGUAAAUUGAAAACGGCCAGUGGAAUAUCCAAAGAUAAGUCACAUAUAGAGGAGGAACAUGAUGAAGUAACCGGCCAACAGACACAACAGGUCGUCUCACAGAAACAACCUAGUAGCGUACAUGUAAAAGCUGAUGUUACAUUGCCACAACAUGAGGAGCUAGAAACAAAUGUCAGCAAGCAGGUUGCUGACAAAUCAUUUCCAAAAUCUGGAAAAGAAACAAAGAAAUCCAAGACUGAUAAGCAAAUAAAAAGCAAAAAGACCAAAAAGAAGGAAGCCAGGGGUAAGGCUUCUGAAAAAGAAACAAAGUCUUCAACACUUGCAAUAGAUGUUAGCUUAAUGAAGAUUGAUGCCAAAGAUUCAAAAACAGACAGAGAUAACACAGACCGAGCAGGAAAGACGCUACCAGCAAGGUUGCUGGGUAAUCUCACAACAAGGCACACUGAGCCAGCAGAGGUUGAUUCAAUCACGGAGAUCAGCAAGAGGGAGCAACAGAUUGAAAUUUCGGGUAAAAAAUAUCAAACACGUGAGAGGGAACAAGACUGGGAUUCUUAUCAAACAAAAACUGAGGAAAACAUGGAAAUAAAAGGAGGACAGAAAAUAGAAAAGUCAAAACCACAAGGACAGUCACUUGGUUCAUCCAAACCUGACAAAGAAUAUGUUAAAAUGAGCGAUGGCGUUAACCUCCCCAAAGUCGAUGUCUCACGAACAAAACCUGAUAUAUAUGUCAAGGCAGUGAGUAUAGAUGUCACCACAAGCAAAAUGGAAGGUAACCUUAGUCUUGGUGAAAAUGACAUCAAAGGUCCGGAUGCAGGUCUAAAAAUACCUGAGGUGCAAAAACCAGAAGUUGAUACUGAAACGUCAAAAGUAAUGGAUGUCAAUAUGUCCAUGCCCAAAAGUGAUAUCAAUGUUUCAGCGCUGGGAAUGUCAGUGGACUUCAAAGAGUCAUCAAUGGCCAUCCAAUUUCCAACAGUUGAGAUGGAUUUAGACUCAGCAGAUCAGAAGGUUAAAGGUGAUGGAGGAAAGAUCAAAAUGCCAUCCACGAAAAUGCCAUCCGUUAGCAUUUCUGUCCCAGAAUUCAAAGGACCUGAGGUUGAUAUGAGCAAGCCAGAUACUGACAUUUCCAUUGAAAAACCAGAGGUACAUGUGAAAGAUGCAAAAUUGGACGGAAAAACUCCAAAACUUAAAGUUGACUUGCAGGCACUGGACGGUGACACUGAAGAAAAAGGUAGUAAAAUAAAUGUGCCAAAGAGCAAAGCUCCAAAAUUUGGAAUUUCUAGACCCGAUAUACAUGCUCCAAAAAUGGAUGUGCAUGUUAACCUUCCCAAAGUUGCUGUCUCACGAGGGAAAGGUGACAUGGAUGCCAAAGUACCGAGGAUAGAUGUCAAAGCAGGCAAGUUGGAAGGUGAUGUUAGUCUUAGGAAGGUUGACAUCGGAGGGCCCGACAUUGAACUAAAAAUGCCUGAAAUGGAAAAAACACAAGUUGACGUCGAAAUGCCAAACUUGAAAGGGAAGGUGGAUGUAGAUGUGUCCAUGCCUGAAACUGAUAUCGAUGUUUCAUCCCGGGAAUUGUCAGUGGACAUUAAAGCCCCAUCAACCAAAGCGGAUCUGCCAACAGUAGAUGUGGGUUUGGAAUCAGGAGAUAUGAAGAUGAAAGGUGAUGGAGGAAAGUUCAAAAUGCCAUCCAUGACAAUGCCAUCAUUUGGGAUUUCUCUUCCAACAUUCAAAGGACCUGAUGUUGAUGUGAGUGUGAGCAAGCCAGAUGUCAAUAUUUCAGUUGAAAAACCAGAGGGAGAUAUUAAAGCGCCGAAAAUGGACAGAAGUGCUCCAGAAGUUGAAGCUGAUCUGCAGGCUCCAGAGGUUGACAUUCCUGGAGAAGGUAGAAAAAUGAAACUGCCCAAAUUCAAAGCUCCAAAAUUUGGAAUUUCCAAGCCCGAUAUACCAGCUCCAAAAAUGGAUCCAGAUGUUAGCCUUCCCAAAGUCGAUAUCUCACUACCAAAAGCUGACAGGGAUGCCAAAGUACCGAGGAUAGAUGUCAAAGCAGGCAAGUUGGAAGGUGAUCUUAGCCUUGGGAACAUUAACAUCAGAGGUCCCGACUUUGAAUUAGAAACGCCUGAAGUGGAAAAACCACAAGUUGAUGUCGAAAUGCCAAAGUUGAAGGGGAAGUUGGAUGUACAUAUGUCCAUGCCGAAAGCUGAUAUCGAUGUUUCAGCUCCGGAAUUGUCAGUGGACAUUAAAGCUCCAUCAACUGAAGUAGAUGUGCCAACAGUAGAUGUGGGUUUGGAAUCAGGAGAUAUGAAGAUGAAAGGUGAUGGAGGAAAGUUCAAAAUGCCAUCGGUGAAAAUGCCAUCAUUUGGGAUUUCUCUUCCAAAAUUCAAAGGAUCUGAAGUUGAUGUGAGUGUGAACAAGCCAGAUGUUGAUAUUUCAUUUGAAAAUCCAGAGGGAGAUAUUAAAGCGCCAAAACUGGACGUAAGUGCUCCAGAACUAGAAGCUGAUCUGCAGGCUCCAGAGGUUGACAUUGAUGGAAAAGGUAGAAAAAUGAAACUGCCUAAAUUUAAAGCUCAAAUAUUUGGAAUUUCCAAACCUGACAUACCAGCUCCAAAAAUGGGUCUGGAUGUUAAUCUUCCCAAAGUCGAUAUCUCACUACCGAAAGCUGACAUGGAUGCCAAAGUACCGAGUGUAGAUGUUAAAGCAGGCAAGCUGGAAGGUGAUCUUAGCCUUGGGAAGAUUGACAUCAGAGGUCAUGAAUUUGAAUUAGAAACGGCUGAAGUGGAAAAACCACAAGUUGAUGUCGAAAUGCCAAAGCUGAAGGGGAAGGGGGAUGUAGGUGUGCCCAUGCCUAAAGCUGAUAUCGAUGUUUCAGCUCCGGAAUUGUCAGUGGACAAUAAAACUCCAUCAACUGAAGUAGAUGUGCCAACAGUAGAUGUGGGGUUGGAAUCAGGAGAUAUGAAGAUGAAAAGUGAUGGAGGAAAGUUCAAAAUGCCAUCGGUGAAAAUGCCAUCAUUUGGGAUUUCUCUUCCAAAAUUCAAAGGACCUGAAGUUGAUGUGAGUGUGAGCAAGCCAGAUGUUGAUAUUUCAUUUGAAAAACCAGAGGGAGAUAUUAAAGCACCAAAACUGGACGGAAGUGCUCCAGAAGUUGAAGCUGAUCUGCAGGCUCCAGAGGUUGACAUUGAUGGAGAAGGUAGAAAAAUGAAACUGCCUAAAUUUAAAGCUCCAAAAUUUGGAAUUUCCAAACCUGACAUACUAGCUCCAAAAAUGGGUCUGGAUGUUAAUCUUCCCAAAGUCGAUAUCUCACUACCGAAAGCUGACAUGGAUGCCAAAGUACCGAGUGUAGAUGUUAAAGCAGUCAAGCUGGAAGGUGAUCUUAGCCUUGGGAAGAUUGACAUCAGAGGUCAUGACUUUGAAUUAGAAACGGCUGAAGUGGAAAAACCACAAGUUGACGUCGAAAUGCCAAAGCUGAAAGGGAAGGGGGAUGUAGGUGUGCCCAUGCCUAAAGCUGAUAUCGAUGUUUCAGCUCCGGAAUUGUCAGUGGAUAUUAAAGUUCCAUCAACUGAAGUAGAUGUGCCAACAGUAGAUGUGGGUUUGGAAUCAGGAGAUAUGAAGAUGAAAGGUGAUGGAGGAAAGUUCAAAAUGCCAUCGGUGAAACUGCCAUCAUUUGGGAUUUCUCUUCCAAAAUUCAAAGGACCUGAUGUUGAUGUGAGUGUGAGCAAGCCAGAUGUUGAUAUUUCAUUUGAAAAACCAGAGGGAGAUAUUAAAGCACCAAAACUGGACGUAAGUGCUCCGGAACUAGAAGCUGAUCUGCAGGCUCCAGAGGUUGACAUUGAUGGAGAAGGUAGAAAAAUGAAACUGCCUAAAUUCAAAGCUCCAAAAUUUGGAAUUUCCAAUCCUGACGUACCAGCUCCAAAAAUGGGUCUGGAUGUUAAUCUUCCCAAAGUCGAUAUCUCACGACCAAAAGCUGACAUGGAUGCCAAAGUACCGAGUGUGGAUGUUAAAGCAGGCAAGUUGGAAGGUGAUCUUAGCCUUGGGAAGAUUGACAUCAGAGGUCAUGACUUUGAAUUAGAAACGGCUGAAGUGGAAAAACCACAUGUUGACAUCGAAAUGCCAAAGUUGAAAGGGAACGUGGAUGGAGGUUUGCCCAUGCCUAAAGCUGAUAUCGAUGUUUCCGUCCCGGAAUUGUCAGUGGACAUUAAAGUUCCAUCAACUGAAGUAGAUGUGCCAACAGCAGAUGUGGGUUUAGAAUCAGGAGAUAUGAAGAUGAAAGGUGAUGGAGGGAAGUUCAAAAUGCCGUCGUGGAAAAUGCCAUCAUUUGGGAUUUCUGUUCCAAAAUUCAAAGGACCUGAAGUUGAUGUGAGUGUGAGCAAGCCAGAUGUUGAUAUUUCAUUUGAAAAACCAGAGGGAGAUAUUAAAGCACCGAAACUGGACAUAAGUGCUCCAGAACUAGAAGCUGAUCUGCAGGCUCCAGAUGUUGACAUUGAUGGAAAAAGUGGAAGAAUGAAACUGCCUAAAUUCAAAGCUCCAAAAUUUGGAAUUUCCAAACCUGAUAUACCAACUCCAAAAAUGGAUCAGAAUGUGAACCUUCCAAAAGUCGAUAUCUCACUACCAAAAGCUGACAUGGAUGCCAAAGUACCGAGUGUGGAUGUUAAAGCAGGCAAGUUGGAAGGUGAUCUUAGCCUUGGGAAGAUUGACAUCAGAGGUCAUGACUUUGAAUUAGAAACGCAUGAAGUGGAAAAACCACAAGUUGAUGUCGAAAUACCAAAGCUGAAAGGGAAGGGGGAUGUAGGUGUGCCCAUGCCUAAAGCUGAUAUUGAUGUUUCAGCUCCGGAAUUGUCAGUGGACAUUAAAGCUCCAUCAACUGAAGUAGAUGUGCCAACAGUAGAUGUGGGUUUGGAAUCAGGAGAUAUGAAGAUGAAAGGUGAUGGAGGAAAGUUCAAAAUGCCAUCGGUGAAACUGCCAUCAUUUGGGAUUUCUCUUCCAAAAUUCAAAGGACCUGAAGUUGAUGUGAGUGUGAGCAAGCCAGAUGUUGAUAUUUCAUUUGAAAAACCAGAGGGAGAUAUUAAAGCACCAAAACUGGACGUAAGUGUUCCAGAACGAGAAGCUGAUCUGCAGGCUCCAGAGGUUGACAUUGAUGGAGAAGGUAGAAAAAUGAAAAUGCCAAAAUUUAAAGCUCCAAAAUUUGGAAUUUCCAAACCUGACAUACCAGCUCCAAAAAUGGGUCAGGAUGUUAAUCUUCCCAAAGUCGAUAUCUCACUACCGAAAGCUGACAUGGAUGCCAAAGUACCGAGAGUAGAUGUUAAAGCAGGCAAGUUGGAAGGUGAUCUUAGCCUUGGGAAGAUUGACAUCAGAGGUCAUGACUUUGAAUUAGAAACGGCUGAAGUGGAAUUACCACAAGUUGACAUCGAAAUGCCAAAGCUGAAAGGGAAGGGCGAUGUAGGUGUGCCCAUGCCUAAAGCUGACAUCGAUGUUUCAGCUCCGGAAUUGUCAGUGGACAUUAAAGCUCCAUCAACUGAAGUAAAUGUGCCAACAGUAGAUGUGGGUUUGGAAUCAGGAGAUAUGAAGAUGAAAGGUGAUGGAGGAAAGUUCAAAAUGCCAUCGGUGAAAAUGCCAUCAUUUGGGAUUUCUCUUCCAAAAUUCAAAGGACCUGAUGUUGAUGUGAGUGUGAGCAAGCCAGAUGUUGAUAUUUCAUCUGAAAAACCAGAGGGAGAUAUUAAAGCACCAAAACUGGACGUAAGUGCUCCAGAACUAGAAGCUGAUCUGCAGGCUCUAGAGGUUGACAUUGAUGGAGAAGGUAGAAAAAUGAAACUGCCUAAAUUCAAAGCUCCAAAAUUUGGAAUUUCCAAACCUGACGUACCAGCUCCAAAAAUGGGUCUGGAUGUUAAUCUUCCCAAAGUCGAUAUCUCACUACCGAAAGCUGACAUGGAUGCCAAAGUACCGAGUGUAGAUGUUAAAGCAGGCAAGUUGGAAGGUGAUCUUAGCCUUGGGAAGAUUGACAUCAGAGGUCAUGACUUUGAAUUAGAAACGGCUGAAGUGGAAAAACCACAAGUUGACAUCGAAAUGCCAAAGUUGAAAGGGAAGGGGGAUGUAGGUUUGCCCAUGCCUAAAGCUGAUAUCGAUGUUUCAGUCCCGGAAUUGUCAGUGGACAUUAAAGUUCCAUCAACUGAAGUAGAUGUGCCAACAGUAGAUGUGGGUUUGGAAUCAGGUGAUAUGAAGAUGAAAGGUGAUGGAGGGAAGUUCAAAAUGCCGUCGUGGAAAAUGCCAUCAUUUGGGAUUUCUGUUCCAAAAUUCAAAGGACCUGAAGUUGAUGUGAGUGUGAGCAAGCCAGAUGUUGAUAUUUCAUUUGAAAAACCAGAGGGAGAUAUUAAAGCACCGAAACUGGACAUAAGUGCUCCAGAACUAGAAGCUGAUCUGCAGGCUCCAGAUGUUGACAUUGAUGGAAAAAGUGGAAGAAUGAAACUGCCUAAAUUCAAAGCUCCAAAAUUUGGAAUUUCUAAACCUGAUAUACAAGCUCCAAAAAUGGAUCAGAAUGUGAACCUUCCAAAAGUCGAUGUCUCACUACCGAAAGGUGACAUGGAUGCCAAAGUACCGAGUGUAGAUGUCAAAGCAGGCAAUUUGGAAAGUGAUCAUAGCCUUGGGAAGAUUAACAUCAGAGGUCACGACUGUCAAGUAAAAAUGCCUGAAGUGGAAAAACCACAAGUUGACAUCGAAAUGCCAAAGUUGAAAGGGAAGGGGGAUGUAGGUGUGCCCAUGCUUAAAGCUGAUAUCGAUGUUUCAGCCCCGGAAUUGUCAGUGGACAUUAAAGCUCCAUCAACUGAAGUAGAUGUGCCAACAGUAGAUGUGGGUUUGGAAUCAGGAGAUAUGAAGAUGAAAGGUGGUGGAGAAAAGUUCAAAAUGCCAUCGGUGAAAAAGCCAUCAUUUGGGAUUUCCAUUCCAAAAUUCAAAGGACCUGAAGUUGAUGUGAGUGUGAGCAAGCCAGAUGUUGAUAUUUCAUUUGAAAAACCAGAGGGAGAUAUUAAAGCACCAAAACUGGACGUUAGUGCUUCAGAAGUAGAAGUUGAUCUGCAGGCUCCAGUGGUUGACAUUGAUGGAGAAGGUAGAAAAAUGAAACUGCCUAAAUUCAAAGCUCCAAAAUUUGGAAUUUCCAAACCUGACAUACCAGCUCCAAAAAUGGGUCUGGAUGUUAAUCUUCCCAAAGUCGAUAUCUCACUACCGAAAGCUGACAUGGAUGCCAAAGUACCGAGUGUAGAUAUUAAAGCAGGCAAGCUGGAAGGUGAUCUUAGCCUUAGGAAGAUUGAUAUCAGAGGUCAUGACUUUGAAUUAGAAACGCAUGAAGUGGAAAAACCACAAGUUGAUGUCGAAAUGCCAAAGCUGAAAGGGAAGGGGGAUGUAGGUGUGCCCAUGCCUAAAGCUGAUAUCGAUGUUUCAGCUCCGGAAUUGUCAGUGGACAUUAAAGCUCCAUCAACUGAAGUAGAUGUGCCAACAGUAGAUGUGGGUUUGGAAUCAGGAGAUAUGAAGAUGAAAGGUGAUGGAGGAAAGUUCAAAAUGCCAUCGGUGAAAAUGCCAUCAUUUGGGAUUUCUCUUCCAAAAUUCAAAGGACCUGAAGUUGAUGUGAGUGUUAGCAAGCCAGAUGUUGAUAUUUCAUUUGAAAAACCAGAGGGAGAUAUUAAAGCACCAAAACUGGACCUAAGUGCUCCAGAACUAGAAGCUGAUCUGCAGGCUCCAGAUGUUGACAUUGAUGGAAUAAGUGGAACAAUGAAACUGCCUAAAUUCAAAGCUCCAAAAUUUGGAAUUUCCAAACCUGAUAUACAAGCUCCAAAAAUGGAUCAGAAUUUGAACCUUCCAAAAGUCGAUGUCUCACUACCGAAAGCUGACAUGGAUGCCAAAGUACCGAGUGUAGAUGUCAAAACAGGCAAUUUGGAAAGUGAUCAUAGCCUUGGGAAGAUUAACAUCAGAGGCCACGACUGUCAAGUAAAAAUGCCUGAAGUGGAAAAACCACAAGUUGACUUCGAAAUGCCAAAGUUGAAAGGGAAGGGGGAUGUAGGUGUGCCCAUGCCUAAAGCUGAUAUCGAUGUUUCAGCCCCGGAAUUGUCAGUCCACAUUAAAGCUCCAUCAACUGAAGUAGAUGUGCCAACAGUAGAUGUGGGUUUGGAAUCAGGAGAUAUGAAGAUGAAAGGUGAUGGAGGAAAGUUCAAAAUGCCAUCGGUGAAAAUGCCAUCAUUUGGGAUUUCUCUUCCAAAAUUCAAAGGACGUGAUGUUGAUCUUCAUGUGAGCAAGCCAGAUGUUGAUAUUUCAUUUGAAAAACCAGAGGGAGAUAUUAAAGCACCAAAACUGGACGUAAGUGCUCCAGAACUAGAAGCUGAUCUGCAGGCUCCUGAGGUUGACAUUGAUGGAGAAGGUAGAAAAAUGAAACUGCCUAAAUUCAAAGCUCCAAAAUUUGGAAUUUCCAAACCUGACAUACCAGCUCCAAAAAUGGGUCUGGAUGUUAAUCUUCCCAAAGUCGAUAUCUCACUACCGAAAGCUGACAUGGAUGCCAAAGUCCCGAGUGUGGAUGUUAAAGCAGGCAAGCUGGAAGGUGAUCUUAGCCUUGGGAAGAUUGACAUCAGAGGUCAUGACUUUGAAUUAGAAACGCAUGAAGUGGAAAAACCACAAGUUGAUGUCGAAAUGCCAAAGCUGAAAGGGAAGGGGGAUGUAGGUGUGCCCAUGCCUAAAGCUGAUAUUGAUGUUUCAGCUCCGGAAUUGUCAGUGGACAUUAAAGCUCCAUCAACUGAAGUAGAUGUGCCAACAGUAGAUGUGGGUUUGGAAUCAGGAGAUAUGAAGAUGAAAGGUGAUGGAGGAAAGUUCAAAAUGCCAUCGGUGAAACUGCCAUCAUUUGGGAUUUCUCUUCCAAAAUUCAAAGGACCUGAAGUUGAUGUGAGUGUGAGCAAGCCAGAUGUUGAUAUUUCAUUUGAAAAACCAGAGGGAGAUAUUAAAGCACCAAAACUGGACGUAAGUGCUCCAGAACUAGAAGCUGAUCUGCAGGCUCCAGAGGUUGACAUUGAUGGAGAAGGUAGAAAAAUGAAACUGCCUAAAUUCAAAGCUCCAAAAUUUGGAAUUUCCAAACCUGACGUACCAGCUCCAAAAAUGGGUCUGGAUGUUAAUCUUCCCAAAGUCGAUAUCUCACUACCUAAAGCUGACAUGGAUGCAAAAGUACCGAGUGUAGAUGUUAAAGCAGGCAAGUUGGAAGGUGAUCUUAGCUGUGGGAAGAUUGACAUCAGAGGUCAUGACUUUGAAUUAGAAACGGCUGAAGUGGAAAAACCACAAGUUGACAUUGAAAUGCCAAAGCUGAAGGGGAAGGGGGAUGUAGGUGUGCCCAUGCCUAAAGCUGAUAUCAAUGUUUCAGUCCCGGAAUUGUCAGUGGACAUUAAAGCUCCAUCAACUGAAGUAGAUGUGCCAACAGUAGAUGUGGGUUUGGAAUCAGGAGAUAGGAAGAUGAAAGGUGAUGGAGGGAAGUUCAAAAUGCCGUCGUGGAAAAUGCCAUCAUUUGGGAUUUCUCUUCCAAAAUUCAAAGGACCUGAAGUUGAUGUGAGUGUGAGCAAGCCAGAUGUUGAUAUUUCAUUUGAAAAACCAGAGGGAGAUAUUAAAGCACCGAAACUGGACAUAAGUGCUCCAGAACUAGAAGCUGAUCUGCAGGCUCCAGAUGUUGACAUUGAUGGAGAAGGUAGAAAAAUGAAACUGCCUAAAUUCAAAGCUCUAAAAUUUGGAAUUUCCAAACCUGACAUACCAGCUCCAAAAAUGGGUCUGGAUGUUAAUCUUCCCAAAGUCGAUAUCUCACUACCGAAAGCUGACAUGGAUGCCAAAGUACCGAGUGUAGAUGUUAAAGCAGGCAAGCUGGAAGGUGAUCUUAGCCUUGGGAAGAUUGACAUCAGAGGUCAUGACUUUGAAUUAGAAACGCAUGAAGUGGAAAAACCACAAGUUGAUGUCGAAAUACCAAAGCUGAAGGGGAAGGGGGAUGUAGGUGUGCCCAUGCCUAAAGCUGAUAUUGAUGUUUCAGCUCCGGAAUUGUCAGUGGAUAUUAAAGCUCCAUCAACUGAAGUAGAUGUGCCAACAGUAGAUGUGGGUUUGGAAUCAGGAGAUAUGAAGAUGAAAAGUGAUGGAGGAAAGUUCAAAAUGCCAUCGGUGAAAAUGCCAUCAUUUGGGAUUUCUCUUCCAAAAUUCAAAGGACCUGAAGUUGAUGUGAGUGUGAGCAAGCCAGAUGUUGAUAUUUCAUUUGAAAAACUAGAGGGAGAUAUUAAAGCACCCAAACUGGACCUAAGUGCUCCAGAACUAGAAGCUGAUCUGCAGGCUCCAGAGGUUGACAUUGAUGGAGAAGGUAGAAAAAUGAAACUGCCUAAAUUCAAAGCUCCAAAAUUUGGAAUUUCCAAACCUGACAUACCAGCUGCAAAAAUGGGUCUGGAUGUUAAUCUUCCCAAAGUCGAUAUCUCACUACCGAAAGCUGACAUGGAUGCCAAAGUCCCGAGUGUGGAUGUUAAAGCAGGCAAGCUGGAAGGUGAUCUUAGCCUUGGGAAGAUUGACAUCAGAGGUCAUGACUUUGAAUUAGAAACGCAGGAAGUGGAAAAACCACAAGUUGAUGUCGAAAUGCCAAAGCUGAAAGGGAAGGGGGAUGUAGGUGUGCCCAUGCCUAAAGCUGAUAUUGAUGUUUCAGCUCCGGAAUUGUCAGUGGAUAUUAAAGCUCCAUCAACUGAAGUAGAUGUGCCAACAGCAGAUGUGGGUUUGGAAUCAGGAGAUAUGAAGAUGAAAGGUGAUGGAGGAAAGUUCAAAAUGCCAUCGGUGAAAAUGCCAUCAUUUGGGAUUUCUCUUCCAAAAUUCAAAGGACCUGAAGUUGAUGUGAGUGUGAGCAAGCCAGAUGUUGAUAUUUCAUUUGAAAAACCAGAGGGAGAUAUUAAAGCACCAAAACUGGACGUAAGUGCUCCAGAAGUUGAAGCUGAUCUGCAGGCUCCAGAGGUUGACAUUGAUGGAGAAGGUAGAAAAAUGAAACUGCCUAAAUUCAGAGCUCCAAAAUUUGGAAUUUCCAAACCUGACGUACCAGCUCCAAAAAUGGGUCUGGAUGUUAAUCUUCCCAAAGUCGAUAUCUCACGACUGAAAGCUGACAUGGAUGCAAAAGUACCGAGUGUAGAUGUUAAAGCAGGCAAGUUGGAAGGUGAUCUUAGCCUUGGGAAGAUUGACAUCAGAGGUCAUGACUUUGAAUUAGAAACGGCUGAAGUGGAAAAACCACAAGUUGACAUUGAAAUGCCAAAGCUGAAGGGGAAGGGGGAUGUAGGUGUGCCCAUGCCUAAAGCUGAUAUCAAUGUUUCAGUCCCGGAAUUGUCAGUGGACAUUAAAGCUCCAUCAACUGAAGUAGAUGUGCCAACAGUAGAUAUGGGUUUGGAAUCAGGAGAUAGGAAGAUGAAAGGUGAUGGAGGGAAGUUCAAAAUGCCGUCGUGGAAAAUGUCAUCAUUUGGGAUUUCUCUUCCAAAAUUCAAAGGACCUGAAGUUGAUGUGAGUGUGAGCAAGCCAGAUGUUGAUAUUUCAUUUGAAAAACCAGAGGGAGAUAUUAAAGCACCGAAACUGGACAUAAGUGCUCCAGAACUAGAAGCUGAACUGCAGGCUCCAGAUGUUGACAUUGAUGGAGAAGGUAGAAAAAUGAAACUGCCUAAAUUCAAAGCUCUAAAAUUUGGAAUUUCCAAACCUGACAUACCAGCUCCAAAAAUGGGUCUGGAUGUUAAUCUUCCCAAAGUCGAUAUCUCACUACCGAAAGCUGACAUGGAUGCCAAAGUACCGAGUGUAGAUGUUAAAGCAGGCAAGCUGGAAGGUGAUCUUAGCCUUGGGAAGAUUGACAUCAGAGGUCAUGACUUUGAAUUAGAAACGCAUGAAGUGGAAAAACCACAAGUUGAUGUCGAAAUACCAAAGCUGAAAGGGAAGGGGGAUGUAGGUGUGCCCAUGCCUAAAGCUGAUAUUGAUGUUUCAGCUCCGGAAUUGUCAGUGGAUAUUAAAGCUCCAUCAACUGAAGUAGAUGUGCCAACAGCAGAUGUGGGUUUGGAAUCAGGAGAUAUGAAGAUGAAAGGUGAUGGAGGAAAGUUCAAAAUGCCAUCGGUGAAAAUGCCAUCAUUUGGGAUUUCUCUUCCAAAAUUCAAAGGACCUGAAGUUGAUGUGAGUGUGAGCAAGCCAGAUGUUGAUAUUUCAUUUGAAAAACUAGAGGGAGAUAUUAAAGCACCCAAACUGGACGUAAGUGCUCCAGAACUAGAAGCUGAUCUGCAGGCUCCAGAGGUUGACAUUGAUGGAGAAGGUAGAAAAAUGAAACUGCCUAAAUUCAAAGCUCCAAAAUUUGGAAUUUCCAAACCUGACAUACCAGCUCCAAAAAUGGGUCUGGACGUUAAUCUUCCCAAAGUCGAUAUCUCACUACCGAAAGCUGACAUGGAUGCCAAAGUCCCGAGUGUGGAUGUUAAAGCAGGCAAGUUGGAAGGUGAUCUUAGCCUUGGGAAGAUUGACAUCAGAGGUCAUGACUUUGAAUUAGAAACGCAUGAAGUGGAAAAACCACAAGUUGAUGUCGAAAUGCCAAAGCUGAAAGGGAAGGGGGAUGUAGGUGUGCCCAUGCCUAAAGCUGAUAUUGAUGUUUCAGCUCCGGAAUUGUCAGUGGAUAUUAAAGCUCCAUCAACUGAAGUAGAUGUGCCAACAGUAGAUGUGGGUUUGGAAUCAGGAGACAUGAAGAUGAAAGGUGAUGGAGGAAAGUUCAAAAUGCCAUCGGUGAAAAUGCCAUCAUUUGGGAUUUCUCUUCCAAAAUUCAAAGGACCUGAAGUUGAUGUGAGUGUGAGCAAGCCAGAUGUUGAUAUUUCAUUUGAAAAACCAGAGGGAGAUAUUAAAGCACCAAAACUGGACGUAAGUGCUCCGGAACUAGAAGCUGAUCUGCAGGCUCCAGAGGUUGACAUUGAUGGAGAAGGUAGAAAAAUGAAACUGCCUAAAUUCAAAGCUCCAAAAUUUGGAAUUUCCAAACCUGACGUACCAGCUCCAAAAAUGGGUCUGGAUGUUAAUCUUCCCAAAGUCGAUAUCUCUCUACCGAAAGCUGACAUGGAUGCAAAAGUACCGAGUGUAGAUGUUAAAGCAGGCAAGUUGGAAGGUGAUCUUAGCCGUGGGAAGAUUGACAUCAGAGGUCAUGACUUUGAAUUAGAAACGGCUGAAGUGGAAAAACCACAAGUUGACAUUGAAAUGCCAAAGCUGAAGGGGAAGGGGGAUGUAGGUGUGCCCAUGCCUAAAGCUGAUAUCAAUGUUUCAGUCCCGGAAUUGUCAGUGGACAUUAAAGCUCCAUCAACUGAAGUAGAUGUGCCAACAGUAGAUGUGGGUUUGGAAUCAGGAGAUAUGAAGAUGAAAGGUGAUGGAGGGAAGUUCAAAAUGCCGUCGUGGAAAAUGCCAUCAUUUGGGAUUUCUCUUCCAAAAUUCAAAGGACCUGAAGUUGAUGUGAGUGUGAGCAAGCCAGAUGUUGAUAUUUCAUUUGAAAAACCAGAGGGAGAUAUUAAAGCACCGAAACUGGACAUAAGUGCUCCAGAACUAGAAGCUGAUCUGCAGGCUCCAGAUGUUGACAUUGAUGGAGAAGGUAGAAAAAUGAAACUGCCUAAUUUCAAAGCUCUAAAAUUUGGAAUUUCCAAACCUGACAUACCAGCUCCAAAAAUGGGUCUGGAUGUUAAUCUUCCCAAAGUCGAUAUCUCACUACCGAAAGCUGACAUGGAUGCCAAAGUACCGAGUGUGGAUGUUAAAGCAGGCAAGUUGGAAGGUGAUCUUAGCCUUGGGAAGAUUGACAUCAGAGGUCAUGACUUUGAAUUAGAAACGCAUGAAGUGGAAAAACCACAAGUUGAUGUCGAAAUGCCAAAGCUGAAAGGGAAGGGGGAUGUAGGUGUGCCCAUGCCUAAAGCUGAUAUCGAUGUUUCAGCUCCGGAAUUGUCAGUGGAUAUUAAAGCUCCAUCAACUGAAGUAGAUGUGCCAACAGCAGAUGUGGGUUUGGAAUCAGGAGAUAUGAAGAUGAAAGGUGAUGGAGGAAAGUUCAAAAUGCCAUCGGUGAAAAUGCCAUCAUUUGGGAUUUCUCUUCCAAAAUUCAAAGGACCUGAAGUUGAUGUGAGUGUGAGCAAGCCAGAUGUUGAUAUUUCAUUUGAAAAACCAGAGGGAGAUAUUAAAGCACCAAAACUGGACGUAAGUGCUCCAGAAGUUGAAGCUGAUCUGCAGGCUCCAGAGGUUGACAUUGAUGGAGAAGGUAGAAAAAUGAAACUGCCUAAAUUCAAAGCUCCAAAAUUUGGAAUUUCCAAACCUGACGAACCAGCUCCAAAAAUGGGUCUGGAUGUUAAUCUUCCCAAAGUCGAUAUCUCACUACCGAAAGCUGACAUGGAUGCCAAAGUACCGAGUGCAGAUGUUAAAGCAGGCAAGCUGGAAGGUGAUCUUAGCCUUGGGAAGAUUGACAUCAGAGGUCAUGACUUUGAAUUAGAAACGCAUGAAGUGGAAAAACCACAAGUUGAUGUCGAAAUACCAAAGCUGAAAGGGAAGGUGGAUGUAGGUGUGCCCAUGCCUAAAGCUGAUAUUGAUGUUUCAGCUCCGGAAUUGUCAGUGGAUAUUAAAGCUCCAUCAACUGAAGUAGAUGUGCCAACAGCAGAUGUGGGUUUGGAAUCAGGAGAUAUGAAGAUGAAAGGUGAUGGAGGAAAGUUCAAAAUGCCAUCGGUGAAAAUGCCAUCGUUUGGGAUUUCUCUUCCAAAAUUCAAAGGACCUGAAGUUGAUGUGAGUGUGAGCAAGCCAGAUGUUGAUAUUUCAUUUGAAAAACUAGAGGGAGAUACUAAAGCACCAAAACUGGACGUAAGUGCUCCAGAACUAGAAGCUGAUCUGCAGGCUCCAGAGGUUGACAUUGAUGGAGAAGGUAGAAAAAUGAAACUGCCUAAAUUCAAAGCUCCAAAAUUUGGAAUUUCCAAACCUGACGUACCAGCUCCAAAAAUGGGUCUGGAUGUUAAUCUUCCCCAAGUCGAUAUCUCACUACCGAAAGCUGACAUGGAUGCCAAAGUACCGAGUGUAGAUGUUAAAGCAGGCAAGUUGGAAGGUGAUCUUAGCCGUGGGAAGAUUGACAUCAGAGGUCAUGACUUUGAAUUAGAAACGGCUGAAGUGGAAAAACCACAAGUUGACAUCGAAAUGCCAAAGCUGAAAGGGAAGGGGGAUGUAGGUGUGCCCAUGCCUAAAGCUGAUAUCAAUGUUUCAGUCCCGGAAUUGUCAGUGGACAUUAAAGCUCCAUCAACUGAAGUAGAUGUGCCAACAGUAGAUGUGGGUUUAGAAUCAGGAGAUAUGAAGAUGAAAGGUGAUGGAGGGAAGUUCAAAAUGCCGUCGUGGAAAAUGCCAUCAUUUGGGAUUUCUCUUCCAAAAUUCAAAGGACCUGAAGUUGAUGUGAGUGUGAGCAAGCCAGAUGUUGAUAUUUCAUUUGAAAAACCAGAGGGAGAUAUUAAAGCACCGAAACUGGACAUAAGUGCUCCAGAACUAGAAGCUGAUCUGCAGGCUCCAGAUGUUGACAUUGAUGGAAAAAGAGGAAGAAUGAAACUGCCUAAAUUCAAAGCUCCCAACUUUGGAAUUUCCAAACCUGAUACCAAUGCUCCAGAAAUGGAUCAGGAUGUUAACCUUCCAAAAGUUGAUGUCUCACUACCGAAAGCUGACAUGGAUGCCAAAGUACCGAGUGUAGAUGUCAAAGCAGGCAAGUUGGAAGGUGAUCUUAGCCUUGGGAAGAUUAACAUCAGAGGUCCCGACUUUGAAUUAAAAACAGCUGAAAUGGAAAAACCACAAGUUGACGUUGAAAUGCCAAAGUUGAUAGGGAAGGGGGAUGUAGGUGUGCCCAUGCCUAAAGCUGAUAUCGAUGUUUCAGUCCCGGAAUUAUCAGUGGACAUUAAAGCUCCAUCAACUGAAGUAGAUGUGCCAACAGUAGAUGUGGGUUUGGAAUCAGGAGAUAUGAAGAUGAAAGGUGAUGGAGGAAAGUUCAAAAUGCCAUCGGUGAAAAUGUCAUCAUUUGGGAUUUCCAUUCCAAAAUUUAAAGGACGUGAUGUUGAUCUUCAUGUGAGCAAGCCAGAUGUUGACAUUUCAGUUUUAAAACCAGAGGGAGAUUUGAAAGCGACAAAAAUGGACAUCAGUGCUCCAGAACUUGAAGUCGAUCUGCAGGCUCCAGAUGUUGACAUUGAUGGAGAAGGUAGAAAAAUGAAACUGCCUAAAUUGAAACCUCCAAAAUUUGGAAUUUCCAAUCCCGAUAUACAAGCUCCAAAAAUGGAUCGGGAUGUUAACCUUCCCAAAGUCGACGUCUCACUCCCGAAAGCUGACAUGGAUGCCAAAGUACCGAGUGUAGAUGUCAAAGCAGGCAAGAUGGAAGGUGAUCUCAGCCUUGGGAAGAUUGACAUCAGAGGUCCUGACUUUGAAUUAAAAACACCUGGAGUGGAAAAACCACAAGUUGACGUCGAAAUGCCAAAGCUGAAAGGGAAGGGGUAUGUAGCUGUGCCCAUGCCUAAAGCUGAUAUCGAUGUUUCAGCCCCGGAAUUGUCAGUGGACAUUAAAGCUCCAUCAACUGAAGUAGAUGUGCCAACAGUAGAUGUGGUUUUGGAAUCAGGAGAUAUGAAGAUGAAAGGUGAUGGAGGGAAGUUCAAAAUGCCGUCGUGGAAAAUGCCAUCAUUUGGGAUUUCUCUUCCAAAAUUCAAAGGACCUGAAGUUGAUGUGAGUGUGAGCAAGCCAGAUGUUGAUAUUUCAUUUGAAAAACCAGAGGGAGAUAUUAAAGCACCGAAACUGGACCUAAGUGCUCCAGACGUUGAAGCUGAUCUACAGGCUCCAGAUGUUGACAUUGAUGGAAAAAGAGGAAGAAUGAAACUGCCUAAAUUCAAAGCUCCAAAAUUUGGAAUUUCCAAACCUGAUACACAAGCUCCAGAAUUGGAUCAGGAUGUUAACCUUCCAAAAGUCGAUGUCUCACUACCGAAAGCUGACACGGAUGCCAAAGUACCGAGUAUAGAUGUCAAAGCAGGCAAGUUGGAAGGUGAUCUUAGCCUUGGGAAGAUUAACACCAGAGGUCCCGACUUUGAAUUAAAAACACCUGGAGUGGAAAAACCACAAGUUGACAUUGAAAUGCCAAAGUUGAUAGGGAAGGGGGAUGUAGGUGUGCCCAUGCCUACAGCUGCUAUCGAUGUUUCAGCCUCGGAAUUGUCAGUGGACAUUAAAGCUCCAUCAACUGAAGUAGAUGUGCCAACAGUAGAUGUGGGUUUGGAAUCAGGAGAUAUGAAGAUAAAAAGUGAUGGAGGGAAGUUCAAAAUGCCAUCGGUGAAAAUGCCAUCAUUUGGGAUUUCUCUUCCAAAAUUCAAAGGACCUGAAGUUGAUGUGAGUGUGAGCAAGCCAGAUGUUGAUAUUUCAUUUGAAAAACCAGAGGGAGAUAUUAAAGCACCGAAACUGGACAUAAGUGCUCCAGAAGUUGAAGCUGAUCUGCAGGCUCCAGAGGUUGACAUUGAUGGAGAAGGUAGAAAAAUGAAACUGCCUAAAUUGAAACCUCCAAAAUUUGGAACUUCCAAACCUGAUACACAAGCUCCAGAAAUGGGUCUGUAUGUUAACCUUCCCAAAGUCGAUGUCUCGCUACCGAAAGCUGACAUGGAUGCCAAAGUACCGAGUUUAGAUGUCAAAGCAGGCAAGUUGGAAGGUGAUCUUAGCCUUGGGAAGGUUAACAUCAGAGGUCCCGACUUUGAAUUAGAAAUGCCUGAAAUGGAGAGACCACAAGUUGACGUCGAAAUGCCAAAGUUGAAGGGGUAUUUGGAUGUAGAUAUGUCCAUGCCGAAAGCUGAUAUCAAUGUUUCAGCCCCGGAAGUGUCAGUGGACAUUAAAGCUCCAUCAACUGAAGUAGAUGUGCCAACAGUAGAUGUGGGUUUGGAAUCAGGAGAUAUGAAGAUGAAAAGUGAUGGAGGGAAGUUCAAAAUGCCAUCGGUGAAAAUGCCAUCAUUUGGGAUUUCUCUUCCCAAAUUCAAAGGACCUGAAGUUGAUCUUCGUGUGAGCAAGCCAGAUGUUCACAUUUCAUUUGAAAAACCAGAGGGAGAUACUAAAGUGCCUAAAAUGGAUGUCAGUGCCCCAGAACUUGAAGCAGAUCAGCAGGCUCCAGAUGUUAACAUUGAUGGAAAAAGUGGAAGAAUGAAACUGCCUAAAUUUAAAGCUCCAAAUUUUGGAAUUUCCAAACCCGAUAUUCAAGCUCCAAAAAUGGAUCUGGAUGUUAAACUUCCCAAAGUCGAUAGCUCACUACCGAAAUCUAACAUGGAUGCCAAAGUACCGACUGUAGAUGUCAAAGCAGUCAAGUUGGAAGGUGAUAUUAGCCUUGGCAACAUUAACAUCAGAGGGCACGACUUUCAAAUAAAAAGGCCUGAAGUGGAAAAACGACAAGUUGACAGCAAAAUGCCAAAGUUGAAAGGGAAGCGGGAUGUAGGUGUGCUCAUGCUUAAAAGUGAUGUUGAUGUUCCAGCCCCGGAAUUGUCAGUGGACAUUAAAGCUCCAUCAACUGCGGUAGAUGUGCCAACAGUAGAUGUGGGUUUGGAAUCAGGAGAUAUGAAGAUGAAAGGUGAUGGAGGGAAGUUCAAAAUGCCAUCGGUGAAAAUGCCAUCAUUUGGGAUUUCUCUUCCAAAAUUCAAAGGACCUGAAGUUGAUGUGAGUGUGAGCGAGCCAGAUGUCGAUAUUUCAUUUGAAAAACCAGAGGGAGAUAUUAAAGCGCCUAAAAUGGACCUAAGUGCUCCAGAACUUGAAGCAGAUUUGCAGGCUCCAGAGGUUGAGAUGGAUGGAAAAGGUAGAAAAAUGAAACUGCCUAAAUUCAAUGUUCCAAAAUUUGGAAUUUCGAAACCCGUUAUACCAGCUCCAAAAAUGGAUCUGGAUGUUAAUUCUCCCAAAGUCGAUAUCUCACUACCGAAAGCUGACAUUGAUGCCAAAGUACCGAGUGUAGAUGUCAAAGCAGGCAAGAUGGAAGGUGAUCUUAGCCUUGGGAACAUUAACGUCAGAGGUCACGACUUUGAAUUUAAAAUGUCUGAAGUGGAAAAACCACAAGUUGACUUCGAAAUGCCAAAGUUAAAGGGGAAGUUGGAUGCAGAUGUGUCGAUGCUUAAAAAUGAUACCGAUGUUCCAGCUCCGGAAUUGUCAGUGGACAUUAAAACUCCAUCACCUGAAGUAGAUGUGCCAACAGUAGAUGUGGGUUUAGAAUCAAGAGAUAUGAAGAUGAAAGCUGAUGGAGGGAAGUUCAAAAUGCCAUCGGUGAAAAUGCCAUCAUUUGGGAUUUCUCUUCCAAAAUUCAAAGGACCUGAAGUUGAUGUGAGUGUGAGCAAGCCAGAUGUGGAUAUUUCAUUUGAAAAACCACAGGGAGAUAUUAAAGCGACUAAAAUGGACAUCAGAGCUCCACAGGUUGAAGCUGAUCUGCAGGCUCCAGCGGUUGACAUGGAUGGAAAAGGUAGAAAAAUGAAACUGCCUAAAUUCAACGCUCCAAAAUUUGGAAUUUCCAAACCUGACAUACCAGUGCCAGAAAUGGAUCUGGAUGUUAACCUUCCCAAAGUCGAUAUCUCACUACCGAAGGCUGACAUGGAUGCCAAAGUACCGAGUGUAGAUGUUAAAGCAGGCAAGUUGGAAGGUGAUCUUAGCCUUGGGAAGAUUAACAUCAGAGGUCCCAACUUUGAAUUAAAAACACCUGGAGUGGGAAAACCACAAGUUGAUGUCGAAAUGCCAAAGCUGAAAGGGAACGUGGAUGUCUGUGUGCCCAUGCCUAAUGCUGAUAUCGAUGUUUCAGCCCCGCAAGUGUCAGUGGACAUUAAAGCUCCAUCAACUGAAGUAGAUGUGCCAACAGUAGAUGUGGGUUUGGAAUCAGGCGAUAUGAAGAUGAAAGGUGAUGGAGGAAAGUUCAAAAUGCCAUCGGUGAAAACGCCAUCAUUUGGGAUUUCUCUUCCAAAAUUCAAAGGACCUGAAGUUGAUGUGAGUGUGAGCAAGCCAGAUGUUGACAUUGCAGUUGAAAAACCACAGGGAGAUAUCAAAGGUCCGAAAAUGGACAUAAGUGCUCCAGAACUAGAAGCUGAUCUGCAGGCUCCAGAGGUUGACAUUGAUGGAAAAGGUAGAAAAAUGAAAUUGCCUAAAUUCAAAGCUCCAAAAUUUGGAACUUCCAAACCCGAUAUCCAACCUCCAAAAAUGGGUCUGGAUGUUAACCUUCCCAAAGUCAAUGCCUCACUACCGAAAGCUGACAUGGAUGCCAAAGUACCGAGUGUAGAUGUCAAAGCAGGCAAGUUGGAAGGUGAUCUUAGCCUUGGGAAGAUUAACAUCAGAGGUCCCGACUUUGAAUUAGAAACGCCUGAAGUGGAAAAACCACAAGUUGACAUCGAAAUGCCAAAGUUGAAAGGGAACGUGGAUGUAGGUGUGCCCAUGCCUAAAGCUGAUAUCGAUGUUUCAACCCCGGAAUUGUCAGUGGACAUUAAAGUUCCAUCAACUGAAGUAGAUGUGCCAACAGUAGAUGUGGUUUUGGAAUCAGGAGAUAUGAAGAUGAAAGGUGAUGGAGGAAAGUUCAAAAUGCCAUCGGUGAAAAUGCCAUCAUUUGGGAUUUCUCUUCCAAAAUUCAAACGUGGUAAAGUUGAUAUGAGUGUGAGCAAGCCAGAUGUUAAUAUUUCAGCUGGAAAACCAGAGAUACAUAUCAAAGAUCUGAAAAUGGAUGUCAGUGCUCCAGAACUAGAAACUGAUCUGCAGGCUCCAGAUGUUGACAUUGAUGGAAAUGGUGGAAGAAUGAAACUGCCUAAAUUCAAAGCCCCAAAAUUUGGAAUUUCCAAACCUGAUACACAAGCUCCAGAAAUGGAUCUGGAUGUUAACCUUCCCAAAAUCGAUAUCUCACUACCGAAAGCUGACAUGGAUGCCCAAGUAAAGAGUGAAGAUGUCAAAGCAGGCAAGUUGGAAGGUGAUCAUAGCCUUGGGAAGAUUGACAUCAGAGGUCCCGACUUUGAAUUAAAAAUGCCUGAAGUGGAGAAACCACAAUUUGACGUCAAAAUGCCAAAGUUGAAAGCGAAGGGGGAUGUAGAUGUUUCCAUGCCUAAUGCUGAUAUCGAUGUUUCAGCCCCGGAAUUGUCAGUGGACAUUAAAGCUCCAUCAUCUGUCAUGGAUCUGCCAACAGUAGAUGUGGGUUUGGAGUCAGGAGAUAUGAAGAUGAAAGCUGAUGGAGCUAAGUUCAAAAUGCCAUCGGUGAAAAUGCCAUCAUUUGGGAUUUCUCUUCCAAAAUUCAAAGGACCUGACAUUGAUGUGAGUGUCACGAAACCAGAUGUCGAUAUUUCAGUUGAAAAACCAGAGGUAGAUAUCAAAUGUCCUAAAAUGGACGUGAGUGCUCCAGAACUAGAAGCUGAUCUGCAGGCUCCAGAGGUUGACACUGAUGGAAAGGGUAGAAAAAUGAAACUGCUUAAAUUCAAAGCUCCAAAAUUUGGAACUUCCAAACCCGAUAUACAAGCUCCAAAAAUGGAUCUGGAUGUUCAACUUCCCAAAGUCGAUAUUUCUCUACCGAAAGCUGACAUGGAAGCCAAAGUACCGAGUGUAGAUGUCAAAGCAGGCAAGUUGGAAGGUGAUCUUAGCCUUGCGAAGAUUGACGUCAAAGGCCCCAACUUUGAAUUAGAAACGCCUGAAGUGGAAAAACCACAAGUUGACGUCGAAAUGCCAGAGUUGAAAGGGAAGGUGGAUGUCGAUGUGUCCAUGCCUAAAUUUGGUGUCGAUGUUUCAGCUCCGGAAUUGUCAGUGGAUACUAAAGCUCCAUCAACUGAAGUGGAUCUGCCAACAGCAGAUGUGGGUUUAGAAUCAGGAGAUAUGAAGAUGAAAGAUGAUGGAGGAAAGUUCAAAAUGCCAUCCAUGAAAACGCCAUCAUUUGGGAUUUCUUCUCCAAAAUUCAAAGGACCUGAAGUUGAUGUGAGUGUGAGCAAGCCCGAUGUCGAUAUUUCAUUUGGAAUCCCUGAGAUACUUCUGAAAGGUCCUAAAAUGGAUGUAAGGGCUGCAGAAUGUGAAGCUGAUCUUCAAGGACCAGUUGUUGACAUUGAAGGAAAAGCGGGCAAAAUAAAAUUUCCAACAUUCAAACUUCCAAAACUUGGCUUUUCAGCUCCUGCUAAAAAUUCUCCAACGAACGACUUCAAUGUACAUCUCCCGAAGGUUCAUGUCUCACCGCCACAAGCUGAAUUGGAUGUCAAAUUAGCAUUUGCAGAUGCAAAUUCAGAAAAUGCGGUGAAUAGAAUUAAUGUUGCUGGCAUUGACACGGACUGUCCUAAUGUCAGUCUAAAACUGCCUGAAAAGAAGAAACCUACAAUUGACAAUGAAGUUCCAAAAUUCCAAGGUCAUUUAGAUACGCAUGUUUCUAUGCCUAAGCCUGAACUUGGUGUUUCAACUCCGGAAAUGACAGUGGACAUUAUAGCUCCAUCAUCUGAUGUGGAUCUCCCAACAUCUGAUGUUCAUUUGGAUCUGCAGUUCAAAGAUGGUCAUGCACAGUUGGCAAUGCCACCCCUGAAAUUGCUUUCUUUAGGUGUUUCUCUUCCCAAGUUGAAAGAUCCUGAAGUUGCUGUGAGUCUGAGUCAGCCAGAUGUUGAUAUUUCAGCUGAAAAAUCACUGAUCGAUAGUCGAGGAUUGAAAAUUGACUUGAGUGCUCCAGAAUGUGAAGGUGGAGUAGAGGCAGGUGAUGUUACCAUUGCAGGGAAAGGACAAAAGUUUAACAUAUCAAAAUUUAAAGCAACCAAGUUUGGCAUUUCAACGCCUGAGACGAAACCUCUUAAAACGAAUGUUGAUAUCAGUGUCUCUCCCGUUGACAUCUCACAUUCAAAAACUGUUCUUGUUGAGAAUGAACCAAAUAUAGAUGAGAAAGCAGGAACAGUAGAUGUUCAUUGCAAUGUUGCAGCUUUUGAUUUCAAACAUGUUGAUGCCCAUCUAAAAGUGCCUGGGGUACAAAGUUCACAAAUCAGUAUUGGUGAUCCAAAAGCAAAAGGGAAAACUGAUGCUGAAACAUUGAUGCCAAAGACUCAACUUGAUGUUUCAGCUCCUGAAAUGUCAGUGGACAUGAAAGCUCCAGCAUUAUUUUCAGUUUCAUUUUCUAAGUUUAAAUUUCCAGAUGUCGACUUUAGGACAGAAACAACAGAGAAUGAUGAUCCUGAUUUUUCCAAGACUGUGACAAAAGAAUCAGGUCAAUCUCUUCAAGGAAAGUCUUGCGAUCAUUCGAAUAAAACAGCUGCUGAACUCAAAGGUCAAAAGGAUGCUGGAUUGACAGCAACAAAGGAAAGUUCUCCAUCAAAGGGGAGGACAAGUUGGUUUAAAUUUCCAAAAAUUAACUUUUCAUCACCAUGGAAGAAAGAAAAAGCUGCUGACGGUGAAAAACAAACUGCACAUGAAAUUCCAACUUCUGGCACAGAACCAAUUAUAUCUGGUGUAAAAGUGGCCGACGUAAAAUCUGAUGGCCAUGACUUUUUGCCUGGUGGGUCUUCAGAAGUAUCACCAUCAACCAUUCCUGCAUCAAAGGAAUUAACAGUUGAAGAUACUGAAAAUAGAACUACUGAUGAUGGUACAACUCAAAUAGUAACAAUGAAAUCUAAAGACCCUGGUACUGUAGUUGGAGGCACUCACGUGAUAACACCCAGUCAAAUAGUGACAUCAACUGCAAGAACUGAGCUCGCCUUGCUGGAAUCAGGUGAUUUCAGGAUAAAUGUCCAGUCAUCCAAAACAAGUAAAUCUGAAUCUUCUCAUCACGGCCAAGUUCCAACCUGUGAAACUUCAUCUGAGCCUCACCAAAUUAUUCUGACUGGAACCAAAAUUACAAAAGCAAACGAUAAGCAAGAAAGCACCAAAAAAUCAGGAAUCCCUCAAAGUUCUAACUUACCAAUAUCUCCACCACCUGAAGGUAUACCACGUACACAUCUGACAGAACAUUCCACAGUGGUUACUAAAGAAACUCUUAUUCAAGAAGAAGCUGCAAGUGGGAUAGCGGAACCAGCAAAGUCUACAAAAGAACUGCCUGAAUCCCAUCUCCCAAAAUCAGAAUACACUGUAUCUGCCAAAGGGCACACCCUUACUAAAAAAUAUACAAAAACAGCAGGAACUGUGGUUGACUUAACUGACAGUUCCAUAUUACAAGGAGAUAUUGCUCCUGGAGCAACAGUUAUUGAUGAUACGCAUCCUGUUUUCAAAACAAUGAAAGAAAUGAUUCAGAGUGAACAAAAACAAUUCUCUGAAAAAACUCAACCUUCAUCUGUUUCCAUCCCUAUAAAUGAAUCUGAGACAAAAGAAAUUAAGAAGACAGAAACUAAGGAAUAAACAUGCAUUGACAGCUUUGUUUAUAAUUGUGAUAUGAUGCUUUUACACAGUAGUUAUCUUGCUGUUUCCUGUAUUUAUCUAAAUAUCAACUUGAUUAUUGUGUGCGAGAGGUGUUUCAUAGAGCAAUAAGGAUAUUUCAUAUUGCACUACAUAUCAAAGAUCACAACUUUGAAUUAUGGUUGCACUUGCUUCAAUAACAACAAAUUCAGAAUUAGAAAUAAAUUACUUCAGUAAAUUACAAAAUAUUUGCAUAUGUUUGUGUAUAGGCUGCUUAAAAGUUACUUUUGAUCCAAAUAUAAUGGGGACAAAUAUUUAUGCCUUUAAAUUGCUAUUCAGUGGCACACACCUUACCUAGGUUUUCAGUUAACUGUAGCAAUUUUUUGUCUGUGCAUAACUUAAACCUUUCUGAAUAAUCAAUUGCCUAGUUAGUGUCAUUAAUAUCUAAAUGUUAAUUAGAGUUGCAAUCUCAGUAUGAUUUGUACAUUCAAGUUGUUAGAGGUAAUUAAAACAAGGAUAAAGAGUAAAUAUGAAGGCAUUAAGAUUUUUAUCAGAAAUAGAAUCUGAAGUGUCUACAAUCCACUCCCAAUGAAAACGCCUUUUACAUCAAUUAUCUGCAAGUUCUAAACAGAUAACAUUUAAGAAAUACAACAUACUGAUCUAAGUAGUACAGGACAUACUAUGAUAAAUGAUGCUCAUACUCAUCAAACUAAGUGAUAAUAAUGGUCCGGAAUGGAAUGUUUUCCAUCUAAAGUAUGCAAUAUUUUCCAUCAAAAGCAUCAAACAUUCUUAGCUUUGGAGACAUUUUCUCCACUCAGUUCACCACAGCAUGUAAAAGCAUAUAUCACAGUGCACCAGUAAUGUGCUUUUGUUUUCUCUCGUUAUUUAUCAUUGGGCCUAUCUACAUGACAUUUUCAAUCACUGUCAAUCUAGGAAUAAUUUCCUGCUUUCGCCCCAAGACCAUUAGAAUUCAUUUCACACAGAAGCUUUAUAACUAGAAGAUAGAGAAUACUUGUAUCAUAUCAGUCUUGAAUCCAGGUCUUAGAGGGGGCGUAAUCCACUACACUGCUCCAUUUAUAUAACAUAACAUUUCUGUAACAAUUAUAAUGGACUUUAUGUCACUGAUCUAGCACUUGUUACAUGUGAUAUCACAAAACAUAUUUAAAGCCUGUGUGAAAAACAAAUAAUAAAAAUGCCAUAAAUGAAUAUUCAUCACUCAAGUAUUUAAUUUCAAAAUGGCAGUGAAGUUCAGUAGACGGAAUUCUAAUUUGCUCUUCUCCUGGAAAUUGUAAAAAAUGUGUCCAAAUAUGUGUGAAUAAUUUUGUUGUAAAUAUGAUUAACUGAAAUUUGUGUCCUGGAAGCUUCUGUUGAUUUAUGCCACAAUUACUGUGGAAUAUUGAUUUUGCUAUGCUAAAUUUUCUUACAAUUGCUAACUUUGAGUAUGUAUCAUCAAUAAAAUACCUGUUUAGACAUAAAA
Stegostoma tigrinum is the source of this 27270-nucleotide messenger RNA. Its product is annotated as neuroblast differentiation-associated protein AHNAK-like. NCBI's taxonomy places the organism in Eukaryota, Metazoa, Chordata, Chondrichthyes, Orectolobiformes, Stegostomatidae. Gene Ontology annotation, biological process: regulation of RNA splicing. The record is from RefSeq and is a predicted model, not a curated record. Gene Ontology annotation, cellular component: cytoplasm; nucleus. Gene Ontology annotation, molecular function: protein binding. The transcript has 11 exons. The coding region runs from base 285 to 25796 and encodes 8503 amino acids.